AUGGGCUCCAGCGGGCCGAUGGGCUCCCGGCGGAGGCCCCUGGGCCGCUCCUACUCGGGCAACGGCCGCUUCUCGGCCUCCAGCGCCGCCGGCCCGGGCAGCGACGGCGAGGACAACGGGCCGCUGCUGGAGAGCCGGCCCGAGAGGCGCAGCUACCUGCUCAGCGUGCGCCCGGAGAACAGCUUACCAACCAACAGAUUUUCUCCCUCCAACUCUAGAAGCACCUUCUGCACGAUUAUCGCGCAGCUGACGGAGGAGACUCAGCCGCUGUUUGAAACCACCCUUAAGUCAUACGCCGUGUCAGAGGAGGCCGACGCCAAAUUCACGUGCAUCGUGACAGGGUACCCCCAGCCGGAAGUGACAUGGUAUAAAGACGAUGAAGAGAUGGACAGAUACUGUGGCUUGCCAAAGUACAAGAUUUUCCAUCAUGGGAACCGACACACGCUGCAGUUGUACAACUGCAAAGAGGACGAUGCGGCCAUUUACCAGGCCUCGGCUAGAAACAGCAAGGGCAUCGUGUCAUGCUCGGGCGUCUUGGAGGUCGGAACCAUGUCGGAGUACAAAAUCCACCAGAGGUGGUUUGCCAAGCUGAAGCGGAAGGCCGAAGCCAAGUUGCGUGAGAUAGAGCAGAGCAGAAAGCGAGGGAAGGAGAACAUGGAGGCGGAGCUGCUGAGGAGGGUGAGCCCCGACCGGUUCCAGCGGAAGCGCCGGCUAACGGGGGAAGUGGGCAUGCGCUCUGGUGCCUCCCUCUGGGACAAGGAGGAAGUGGCCAAGGUGCAUAUUCCUGAUCUGAAACAGAGACUCAAUGAGGAGAGCCACGCCAAGGCCAAAGAGUCUUCUCUGGACCCGGCGGCCCUCUUCUCGAACAAUUUCAUCACCGGACGUCUGGAAGCGGACGCGACGACCAACGGGGACUCUUCUCUCGAGAGCGGGGAGGAGAACGGGGAAGAGAACGCCAACGGCUUCCUCACGUAUAUCUACGAGACGGUGGAGAUUAUGACCAGCAAGCCAGCCAACAAGGAGUUUGCCGCAAAGAAGAAGAAGAAAGAGGAGAACGCCGGCGGCCUGUCGGACGCGAAACGAGACGCUUUCCAGCAAGAAGACCGGACGCAGCUGAGGAGAACCGUCUCGACUCAGAAGGACACCGUGCCCGCCCUCACAUCUGAACACAGACCCUCAGCAGCGACAAAUGGGGAGCUGAUGGAAACAGAGUCCAGAGGGGUCCCAAGCCAGGUUACGGGAAACCCAGAACCCCUGCAUUCCAAUCCAGAUGUGUACUUUUCUCUGAGAGACAUGUAUUUCGAUGUCAGAACGGAACAGGAGGUGCCGAAGAAAAAUGCGGGUAGAAGUGAAGUGUCCCAGACAGCCAUGGAUGUUUCCAGUGCGGAAGAGACUCUUCCGGUUUGGACGAGGGCUGCGCCGGAGGUAGUGUCAACUGAACAGGAAGUGGAGGGGAAAGAUGCCCUUAAGACAACAGCUGCCGAAACAGCGGAGGAUUCUAACGUGGAACCGACCCAGUGGACCACAGAGCCAAUGCUGAAGGUGGAACGUGCGCUCUAUGCAGCAGAAAUCCUGGGCAAAAAGGCCUCGGAAACCGAUCUUCAGCCUCCCGCCUGGGUGUCGGAGGGCGGCCCUGGGACACGGCCUCCCCUCGCCGAGGGAAACGAAGGGGAGACGCUUGAAGAAAACAUCCGAGAAACUGACUUGCUGGAUUCCCUCCCCGCCGAUGUCCCGCAGCCCCAGGACGCCGUGGGGCCCCGUGUGGAUUCACUCUCGCAGGAAGCAACAGGGAACUUGCCACGGGCCUCCUGGGAAGAGCAGCUGCCCAGCGAAGGGCCUUGUGAGGGUCCUGAAAACUUGAAGCCAGUCUUUUUCACCACCUGCGACACCCCACCACCUCCAGAUACAGGAUUUGCCAAAGAAACUAACCGGAUAGCCAGCUCCUUUGCAUUAAGGGAAGACUCCCCUGUGGAGCAAGAGACCAUUCCCAGUCCAGAGACCCACAAGCCAAGUGUGGUGGUGGUAAGCCAGGAAAGUAACCAGUAUCACCCAGAGGCUUCCUCGAACCCCCCAGCUGUUUCCCUUGACCUUGUGCAUCCCUUUGGGGAGGAACCCCUGCUUUUGGGAGGAGAGGUAGAGAAGGCCUCCCCAAUUUAUGGCAGUGAUGAAAAUCAGCAUGCACCGUCUCCAGAUCAUGGAAGCGAGGAGACGGCCGCUACCGAAUUUCCUCCCCAGAGAGCCAAUCUCAAGACCAGUCCCGCACGUUGCUGGGACCAAGGCGCCCCUCAGUCUGAAGCGGCGGUCAGUGGAAAGCAAGAAGAGGCAUUUGAGACGUUGAGGGGUGGUGGGCCUGACCUGAAAAUGGAUUGGGGGCUGAAGGAGGAGAGGACGGUGACAGCAAGACCGCUGUUGGUUCUGGAGGCUUUCGUGGAACCUUCUGCUCCCUACCAGAGCAUUCCGGAAAAGCCCCCUCCAAGUCCCACGGUAGAGAUGCCUCCAGUUUUCCACGGAUCACAAGGGUCACCUCCUCUUUCUCCUGUCAAAGAAGGCCUUGCUGAGAGGAGCCAGUCCGUGGCCUGUUCGCCAAAGGACACGAAGAGGGAUAUGGACUCUUGGCAACCAGCGAGGCCUCCACCUUCAGAACCGGCUCAGCAUGCUGACAGAAUGGCCGGAGAGGAAGGUCCUGCCAAGGAAGUGGUCUCAGCUCCUCAGAGGGGUGAAGAAGAUGAGCGGGAGGCUUUAGCUCUUGACCAGAAACUGGAGACCAGCACCAGGAAAGAAGAGGAAACGGCCCCAAGCACUCCAUCAGGGCCGGAUUCGCCACAGCCCGAGACGGCCAUGGAAGAGGAUCAAAUCCCGGAGAAGAAACAACAGAAAAACCUGGUGACUUCCCUGAAAAAUUAUUUGCUUCUGCUCUUGAAGAUAACCUCGGAGGAAGAGAAGAGCAAGGAGAGCCCAAAGCAGAAGGCCAAGGGAGUGGAGGAAAGGACCCCACCCACUGCCCUCCCGAGGCACGUCACAGAUGUGGGCAUCGCUGGGUUAACCCCCAGAACUUCAAGGAAGAUCUUCGAACGGGUCGAAACCAACCAGCUCUUCCAGAGCGCAGAGAGCCUGCAGCUGACCCCGAAGACUUCCCGAAGACUCACGGGAAUGAUCAAUCAGGAGCUGCUCGCUUGCCAAGAAAGGCUGGUGGCUGAAUCAAAGGUGCCCCCCUUGCCCUGCUUGCCCUCGAUCGUGGUAGGGAACGUUUCCAGCGAGCUGACGGGGCUUCCCGACCUGCCUCCAGAGGUUUCUGGCGAGGCACCGGCAGCCCUGCCUAGUGCCACCCCUCAGGAGCUGGCGCUGGGAGCCCGCCGUAAAAUAUUCCUUCCCAAAGCUAAGCAAGCCGACGAGAUGGAAGGGGUAGUCCCGGACGGCCAGGUGCUUGGCAAAAAGGACAGCCCCACCGUGUCUCCGCAGCAGAGCCGGAGGAACGCAGCUCUUUUGCAAAACCCGAUCCCAGCUCCGUCUCCUCCCAUGGAGAGGCGUUCCCCAUCCCUUGCCAGAAAGAUGGCGACGUUAGAAGUGCCGAAGAUAUAUGAGGAGACUGCCGAAGAAAGUAAGAAUGUGGCAGAGAUUGUCCCAGGAGGCCCUGAGAAAUGUGAAGAGAGUGGACCGGAAGGGCAGAUAGGAGAAUCCCGGAGAGCAAAUGACCCAUUUAAAGCCCCGCAGGUGAUCCGCAAGAUCCGAGCAGAGCAGUUCUCAGACGCUUCGGGAAACCUGAAACUUUGGUGUCAGUUCUUCAAUAUUCUGAGUGACUCAAAGCUGACCUGGUAUAAAGACGAGAUUCCCGUGACGGAGACAAGAAGGAGCUCCGGAGAUGAAGGGCAGGCGGCCCUGGCCAUCGUGCAGGUGUCCCUGAAGGACUGUGGCGUCUACCAGUGCACCAUCCAGAACGAAUACGGCACCGAUUCCACUGACUUCCUGCUGAGCGCUGAAGUGCUGUCAGGAUUUAUCUCCAAAGAAGAAAUAGAAGCUGGCGAGGAGAUCGAGAUGACGCCCAUGGUGUUCGCCAAGGGCCUGGCGGACUCCGGCUUUUGGGGGGACAAGUUCUUUGGCCGGAUCACGGUGGAGGACCUGGAGGUAGGCCAAGGCUUCCUGCGGAAGGCGUGCCGCGCCCGGGCCAUUUACGGCCUCGAGCCGGUCUUCGAGUCCGGGCGCACGGGCAUCAUCAAGAUCCGUAACCUCAUCGCCUUUGGCGGGCGCAGCGAGAACACGCUGAUGGAAAGGAACUAUGACAUCACCAUUCAGGAGUGCAAGAUCCAGAAUUCGAGCCGGGAAUACUGCAAAAUCUUUGCGGCGGAGGCCCGAGCCGUCCCUGCCUUUGGGCCCGUGCCUGAAAUCAUCCCCGUUUACCUGAUCUACCGGCCGGCUAACAACGUCCCCUACGCGACCAUGGAGGAGGACCUGCCUGGCCUGUUUGAGCGCCUCUGCGGGCGAGAGCGAGAUGGCAGCCUGGCCCCAGCCAGCGCCUCCGAGGUCGGGCACAAGUGUGCCACCUUCCAGCACUGGUUGUACCAGUGGACAAACGGCAACCUCCUGGUGACGGACUUGGAAGGUGUUGGGUGGAAGGUCACCAAUGUGAGGAUCGUUACCAAAACAAAAGGGUACCAAGGCCUGAAGGAUAGCUGCUGCCCUGCCCUGCUGGAACACUUUAUCACCUCCCACCGGUGCAACCGUUACUGUGAGCUCCUGGCCUUGAAGAGCCUCGAACCCCCGCAGCCCCCAGCGAAAGGCAAAGGCUCCCGGAGCCCCAUCUCUAGCAGGAAGGCCCCGUCGGCCCAGUCCAGCCCCCAGCUCCAGAAGAAAGGCCUGGCUAGCCCCCAACCCCUCCGGAAAGGCUCCGUCAGCCCCAAGAAUGCCCGCAAGUGCCCUGAGGGGGUGGAACCGCAGCCCCCGCCGCGAGCCAAAGCGGGGGAGAACGGCAAGGCCAGCCGGCUGCAGUGA
Molecule: messenger RNA, 4986 nt
Organism: Euleptes europaea (tarantolino)
Lineage: Eukaryota; Metazoa; Chordata; Lepidosauria; Squamata; Sphaerodactylidae
Gene: ALPK3
Product: alpha kinase 3
Exons: 14
Coding region: 1-4986 (1661 amino acids)
Biological process (GO): protein phosphorylation; cardiac muscle cell development
Cellular component (GO): nucleus
Molecular function (GO): ATP binding; protein serine/threonine kinase activity
Source: RefSeq, a predicted model, not a curated record